Colias croceus (clouded yellow) is the source of this 877-nucleotide messenger RNA. RefSeq lists its product as uncharacterized. NCBI's taxonomy places the organism in Eukaryota, Metazoa, Arthropoda, Insecta, Lepidoptera, Pieridae. The record is from RefSeq and is a predicted model, not a curated record. The transcript has 2 exons. Bases 267 to 830 code for a protein of 187 amino acids.
UAAUCAUCUCCGUUUGUCAUGGCUUCUUUUAUGAAAAUAAUUUUCUUGAUAGUGUUUUCCAUUUUCAUGUUUGGUUCGCAAAUACAAGCAAAGCCCGUCGAUGACAAAAAUGUGGCUGAGGCAUCCGACGAAAUGAUGGAAACAGCUGAAUUUCAGUUCUUACCUCGAUUUGCUAUGAGAAGAUUGAAGGAGAGACGCGAGAAGGCCCGAGCUGAGAGAAGGAACAAUCAAAACCAGGGAAGAAUGUACCAAGCGUAUAGACCCAGAUGUCCAGACAGAUAUUAAAAAUGAAGGCGCAAGUAAUUUUCUCCGUGGCAUUGUGGCUUACCGCAUACGCAAGUUCAACUACUGAAAAUGCAGAUAUUUUUAAUUUAAUACAAACUGAAAACAAUGAACCAGAACCAAUAGAGGAAAUAAAUUUGGUCAAUAGUGAUUUGGAACAAAAGGCUGACGAAUUGAAUUCAAGUAGUGAAUCAUAUAAUUUGGUGUCAAAUGUUGACGCAACCAUGGACAUCGUUAUUGAAGAAAAUAUUCAAACACCGUUAAACACUUUGAUUCCUGAAACACCCGAAGUUGAUGUAGACGAGGUGGCAAUAGCUGAUGAAGAAAUUUUAUACAAUGACGUCGUUAAUAGAGAUCCGAGUGAAAUAAUGGACACUGCGGCUGGAUUUGUGCCCAUCCCUAUCAUUAAAAGGAGACAAAAACCACAAAAGCGAUACGGAUUACGCAGACAUUUCUUAAGGAAUCCUUAUAGGAGAUAUCAGCCCUUUUACCCGUAUUAUUACUACAGGUUUUACCGCCCUAGCUCUCUCAGAUAUUUUUAUUAUUAAUUUUUAAGCUAUAUUACUAGGUUUCUUUUUAUAUAAAUAAAAAAAAU